AAGCCUAACCCAACAUAACUUUUUUUAGGAACCUAACCCAAAUUAUGUGAAAGAGAAAACCUGACGUUUUUCGCAUAGAAAUUCCAAAAUUCUGUUUUUUAAGGGCCGCAGAAUAGUCCGGAGUGAAUGCCGUUAAGAUCUAAAAUACAUGGCAAGUUCUCCCUAUUUAAAAACUGUCUGAAAACCGCGAUGAAGAAAGCAAGUGAAAGUGCUAGUUGCAAACAUAUUGCUACUGAUUCGGGCGCAAGUUUCGCCAAACCUUUGCAAAAGAAUGGAGCAUUUACCACCCUACCAACUCCAACCAAAAGCGCAAGCGACCCCAAAGAAUACAAAGUGAUUCAGCUGCAAAAUGGAUUGAUAGCCUGUUUGAUAGCUGAUAAGAGAUCUAACUUCGUCGAGAUGGAAACAACUGAGGAUUCAGAUGAAGAGAUGUUAGACGCUGAUCAAUCAGACUUAGAAUCUGAAGAAGGCUCUGAAGCAGAUUCCGAAGAUGAUGGAAGCGAAUCUAAUGAAGAGAGCGACAGUGCAUGCGAGAAAAACAACAAACGCAAAGUAAAACUGGCAGCAGCUGGAUUGUCCGUUGGUGUAGGCAGUUUUAGCGAUCCCAAAGACGUUCCAGGAAUGGCACAUUUUCUAGAACACAUGGUAUUUAUGGGCAGUGAAAAGUACCCACAAGAGAAUUUUUUCGAUAAGUUCAUACAGCAGAGCGGCGGCAGUAAUAAUGCUACAACGGAUGCCGAACACACCGUUUUUUAUUUUGAAUGCCUUGAAAAGCACUUCGAAGAGGCGCUGGACAGGUUUUCUCAAUUUUUUAAGGCGCCCUUAAUGAAACGUGAUGCGAUGGCGAGAGAAACCGAAGCAAUCGACUCGGAAUUUCAAUUGGCAGUACCUUCAGAUAGCUGGAGAAUGCAACAGUUGCUGUUCUCGCUUGCGCAAAAAGAUUCUCCAGUUAAUAGUUUUUCAUGGGGAAACUUCAUUACAUUGAAACAAAACGUUGAUCAGAAUUAUCUAUACGAACAAGCACAUGCGUUCAGACAUCGGCAUUAUUCAGCCCAUAGAAUGACAUUAACAGUGCAAGCUUGCCUACCGAUGGAACAACUACAACAAUAUGUCUUGGACCAUUUUUCCGAAAUACCCAAUAAUGACUUGCCCCCCAUUCAGUUUACAGAAUUUCGAAGCGUAUUCAAUACUCCCGAAUUCAACAAACUGUAUUACGUGAUUCCCAUGAAAGAUUUUUGCCAGGUUGAAAUCACUUGGGCCUUCCCAUCUUUGUUAAAGAAAUACAGAAGUGGACCUCAAAACAUUAUCUCAAACUUGAUCGGCGACGAAGGAAAAGGCAGCCUACUCUCUCAUUUAAAAAAGUUCCAUUGGGCUGUAUCAACGUGCGCUGGGACUGAAGACACAGAGUCCGAGCACAAUUCAAUCUAUACUUUAUUCAAAUUGGAGGUAAGCCUGACGGAGGAAGGCUAUUCCCACAUCAAUGAAGUAAUCGCAAUCAUAUUCUCUUAUCUCAGAUUACUUAGAGAGCACGGAAUAGAGCGACGCAUAUUUGAAGAAAUGCAGAAAAUUGCAAGUAUAAGCUUCAAAUAUGCCGACGAGGAAAGUGCAAUAGACUGUGUAUCGGAGAUGUGUUCUAAUAUGCAGGUAUUUCCACCUGAAGAUUACAUUACUGGCUCAGUAUUAUUGGUUGAAUAUGAUCCUGAACUUAUCCAAAUGCUUCUGGAGGAAAUGGUGCCAGAAAAAGCCAACAUUAUGCUGUUGAAAAAACAGUCCCAAAACACCAUCGACAACGAUUACCAAACAGAGAAAUGGUUUGGGACUAAAUACUGUGUUCAAGACAUCCCAGAGGAGUGGAUGCACCAAUGGAAAAAUUGCCCUCUCCUACCGGAGCUAUCACUUCCCGCGCCAAACACUUUCAUUACAAGCGACUUCGCUCUUUUGCCGGACAUCAGUAACAAUUCAGAAUAUCCUCGGAAAGUUAUGGACAGUCCGUUAGUCGAGCUGUGGUACAGAAGGGACAUGCAUUUCAAACUACCCGUCGCCCAUUAUUACUUUCAGUUAAUCAGCUCGCUCUCAUUGUACGACUGUAAAAGUAUCUGCAUGUUGGACGCAUUUAUUGCAUUACUAACAAUUGAAUUAUCGGAAGAAUUGUAUCCUGCAGUCGCAGCCAAUCUAUCGUAUGCAUUGGAAUCGUAUGAAGGCGAUCUACUGAUCAAAGUGUGGGGCUUUAAUCAAAAGUUGCCGCAUUUACUCGGCAUCAUCGUAAAAUACAUAAACGAUCUAAGCGACAGGGUCAAUCAAAGUCUAUUUGAUGCAAUCAAGGAUAAAAGACUGAAAUGUUACUAUAAUAUGUCGCUGAAACCAAGUGUGCUGGCCAAGGAGUUGAGAUUGAAUUUGUUAGUUGACAAACAAUGGGACUCGAUUGAACGCUAUAAUGCCAUGCUAGGCGUCUCAUACGACGAUAUAAUAACGUUUGCUAAAAACUACUUCAAGUCCGUGUAUGUGAAAGUUCUAGUUCAAGGAAACGUAAGUGAAACUAGUGCUAUAUCUACAGUAAAGGAAUUCAUCAAUGAACUUGGCUACUCUGAGCUACCAAAGGAACUGUUGCCCAAAUAUCACGUGGUAAGACUGGAAAAAGGGGAAAAAUGUUGCAGGGCCAAAAACAUCUGUAAAAGCGAUACCAACUCUGUCGUAACCAACUACUACCAGUCAGACCAUUUUACUAUACAAAACAGCGCCAUGUUAGACAUAAUUAUGAUGCUAAUAGAAGAGCCCCUAUUUGACACACUGAGAACCAAAGAACAGUUAGGAUAUCAAGUGUAUUGCUCCUGCAGAGACACUUUUGGUGUUUUAGGCUUUUCCAUCACGGUUUUCUCCCAGGUCACAAAGGCAACCACCAAAUUUAUCGAUGCCAGAAUUGAGGCAUUCAUGAACCACAUACAUAAAUUAAUGAUGUUUUUCAAUGACGAGAGUUUCCAACUGGUCAAGGACAACCUAAUCAAAAAGAAGCAAUGCAACGACAAUUACCUAAAGGAAGAAGUCGAUAGAAACUGGGACGAAAUCCUGAACAACGAAUACGUAUUCGAUAGAAUUAAACAGGAAAUUAAGGCCAUUGAGCAGGUAACCUGCUAUGAAAUGCGCUCUUGGUGGGAUGCUCAUCACUCCUAUGGUAAUCGAGAAAAAUUCAGAAAAAUCAGCAUCCAAGUUGAGGGUCAUGCCCACAGUUCUUGCCAGAUAAAUGAGUUAAAAAUCGACUUGUACUGCAAUGAGGACGAAGCACUUAGUAAGGAUAUUGAGAACUAUUUUAUAACAAAUAUAAAGGAAUAUAAAGAUUCGCUUGAGGUGUAUCAUGUAAAAAGUAAGUAAAUGUUUUUGAUAUCCUACAUAAUUGUUAAAUUCUAUUAGUUACUUAACAAAAUAUAUGUGCUAAGAAAAU
This is a messenger RNA of Dendroctonus ponderosae (mountain pine beetle), 3436 nucleotides long. Its product is annotated as nardilysin. Gene Ontology annotation, molecular function: metalloendopeptidase activity; metal ion binding. The record is from RefSeq and is a predicted model, not a curated record. NCBI's taxonomy places the organism in Eukaryota, Metazoa, Arthropoda, Insecta, Coleoptera, Curculionidae. The transcript has 2 exons. The coding region runs from base 127 to 3366 and encodes 1079 amino acids. Gene Ontology annotation, biological process: proteolysis.